Molecule: messenger RNA, 846 nt
Organism: Solanum verrucosum
Lineage: Eukaryota; Viridiplantae; Streptophyta; Magnoliopsida; Solanales; Solanaceae
Exons: 2
Coding region: 111-725 (204 amino acids)
Biological process (GO): cell redox homeostasis
Source: RefSeq, a predicted model, not a curated record
AUUCGGUGUGUGCACAUUGGUUGUCCCGUUGGUGCUUGUUCCUGCUAUGAUGUUGUGUGAAUGAGUAGCUGCUUUUAUGGUGAUGUAAACACACAUAAUUCUUGGAAAAGAUGGAUUCUACUUCCAACAACUCUCCCUUUUGCUUAAAAUGGCCUUGGGAUGUUCAUAACCGAAACCCAAAGAACCCUUUGCCUUGUACCUUUGAAACUCCUUGGCUAUUCAAACCAUUCAAGAAUCUUGGCUCUGGAGUGUUUAAUUUCAUCCAAAAUAUCUCAAAACCUGAACCUUUAUCACCCGAAUUUAAUUUCCAGUCGAAUGGUGGAGUCAACCAAAAUAAUACCUUGAAGUUGGUGAAGAAGAAAUUGACUCCUGCAGAGCAAGCGGAGCUCGAGCAGAGUGCAUUAGCGUGUGCCUUGGCCAGUGAAAAAGAGGGUACUGUAAUUGAAUUUUACUCCCCAAAGUGCCGGCUCUGCAAUUUGUUGGUUAAUUUCGUUACUGAAGUUGAGAACAGGAACUCUGACUGGCUCAACAUUGUUAUGGCUGAUGCAGAGAAUGACCAAUGGUUGCCUGAGCUUCUCCAUUAUGACAUUAAGUAUGUUCCUUGCUUUGUUCUUCUGGACAAAUACGGGAGGGCACUUGCAAAGACGGGUGUUCCAAGUAGCCGACUGCAUGUUGUGGCUGGUGUUUCUCAUCUCCUCAAAAUGAGACGUCCACAACACAAAUAGUUCAUCUUUAGUUGAUGCAGCAGCAGGUGAGAUUGUUGGCUUGUUGCGGUGAGUUGCAUGUAACGGCUUUUAGUUGUACGUAUCGACAGGAUUGAGCUAGUAAUAUAGUACUUAGUAGUUA